AUGACGGACCAGGACCAGAAGACCGUACAACUGAACGAGAAGACCUUGGAUGGUUCUUCUCCUCCUCAGUCUGAUGUUGAGGUCGGCGAAAUUCUCGAAGAUCAUGGAGCCGACUACGGACUGCAGCGCCGCCUUGGCUCUCGCCACCUGACCAUGGUUGGAAUUGGGUCUUCCAUCGGAAUGGGUCUAUGGCUAGGCUCUGGUACUUCCUUGACUCGAGGCGGCCCAGCAAGUAUCUUCCUUGGAUAUGUCUUGUCCGGUACAGUUGUGUGGGCCGUCAAUCAGUCAAUUGGAGAAUUGGCUGUCAUGUAUCCUCUUCCGUCUGCAUUUGUGCGAUGGUCGUCCAAAUUCAUCGAUCCGUCCAUGGGUUUUGCACUCGGUUGGGCCACUUUCUUCAGCUCGCCCAUCACAAUGGCAAAUGAAAUCCAGGGCUUGUGUACAGUACUAGGCUUUUGGACAGACAAGGUCCCAAUACCUGCUUGGGUCACUAUAUGGGCUAUUGUCAUCAUCGUCAUCAAUAUUGGCGCUGUCAAUAUCUGGGGAGAAUUCGAGGUCACUGCGUCUUCGAUCAAACUCUUCUGGAUCGUCGUUGUGAUCAUCUCCUGUAUCGUCAUCUCCGCUGGAGGAGGACCCAAGGGAGACGCAAUUGGUUUCCGUUACUGGAACGAGAUGCCCUUCAUAAAUGGCUUCAAAGGAUUCCUGCGUGUAAUGCCGACCUGUAUUUUCGCCAUGAGCGGCGCUGAGAGCAGUGGAAUUGUUGCGGCCGAGGCCGGAAACCCUCUCAAGGCUGUGCCUGCUGCUGUUCGUAGCAUUUGGGUUCGCCUUUCACUAUUCUACGUUAUCGGUGCACUCAUGGUUACCAUUACCGUCUCUCCCAAAGAUCCCAACCUCUUUGGUGGUUCCGGUGUCAACGCUUCUCCAUAUGUCAUUGCGUUCCGCAAUGCUGGCGUGGAGCCCCUGGCACAUAUCAUGAAUGCUGUGAUUUUUGUCUCCGUUCUGUCGACCGGAUCCAUCUCUCCUUUGCUGGGAUCUCGCACCAUUCUGGGUCUCGGAAAUCUCAAGAUGGCUCCCAAGAUCUUCGCAAAGUGCGACAAAUCAGGGCGUCCCUGGGGCGGUUUGUUGCUUGUUUUCAUUAUUGGCUGGCCUCUUGCCUACCUAAACGUCAACCAUACCGCAUCUGAGGUUUUCACCUGGCUUUCUAACUUGACUUCGCUCUUCACCCUUUUCACAUGGGGCCUCAUUUGUCUGUCGCACAUUCGUUUCCGAGCUGCGUGGAAAGCACAGGGCCACAGUGUCUCUGAGCUGCCUUGGAAGACCAAGACCUUCCCCUUUGCUGCGUGGUGGGGUUUGGUCUGGUGCAUGAUUCUCAUUGUUGUCGAGUUCUACCUCGCCGUCUGGCCGCUCCACGCAAAGUCGUCGGCGCAGACUUUCUUCGCCAACUAUGUCUCUGUCAUUCUUAUCAUUCUACUCUAUUUUGGUGCUCGCUUCCACUACAAGGGUGCUUGGUUCAUUGCCGCCAAGGACAUUGACCUCCGGGAAGGUCGCCGAUACUAUGCUGCACGCAAGGAGAAGAAGGGUAACUUUAUCAAGCGCGCCAUUGACGGUAUGAUGGGUGGCGGUAGUUUUUGA
Messenger RNA from Xylona heveae TC161, 1629 nucleotides. RefSeq names its product putative amino acid permease. The transcript is spliced from 4 exons. Gene Ontology annotation, biological process: amino acid transmembrane transport. Gene Ontology annotation, cellular component: membrane. The record is from RefSeq and is a predicted model, not a curated record. NCBI's taxonomy places the organism in Eukaryota, Fungi, Ascomycota, Xylonomycetes, Xylonales, Xylonaceae. The coding region runs from base 1 to 1629 and encodes 542 amino acids. Gene Ontology annotation, molecular function: amino acid transmembrane transporter activity.